AUGACCAAACUCUUCACCCCACUCCGCGUCGGCCGCGUCGAGCUCUCCAACCGCAUCGCCAUGGCCCCGAUGACCCGCUUCCGCGCCGACGACAACCACACGCCACUCCCCAUCGUGAAAGACUACUACGCCCAGCGCGCCGCAGUCCCAGGCACGCUCCUAAUAACCGAAGCGACCUCCAUCUCCGCCCGCGCGGGCGGAUACCCCAACGUACCGGGCAUCUACAACGACGCCCAGAUCGCCGCCUGGAAAGAAGUAACUGACGCCGUGCACGCCAAGGGCAGCUACAUCUACCUACAGCUGUGGGCGCUAGGGCGAGUCGCAAACCGCGAUCUCCUCCAAGCCGAAGGCUUCGAUCUCGUGUCUAGUAGUGCGACGGCGGCGAGCGCAGACGCACCUGUGCCGCGCGCGCUCUCCGAGACCGAGAUCCACGAAUGGAUCGCGGACUAUGCGCAGGCGGCGCGGAAUGCCGUUGCGGCUGGCUUCGACGGCGUCGAGAUCCACGCCGCUAAUGGGUAUUUGAUUGAUCAGUUCACGCAGGAUACGUGCAAUACGCGCGUCGAUGCGUGGGGUGGUAGUGUGGAGGGUCGGGCGAGGUUCGCGGUUGAGGUCUCGCGCGCUGUUGUUGAGGCUGUUGGUGCUGAUCGUACGGGGAUUCGGUUUAGUCCUUGGAGUACGUUCCAGGGGAUGCGGAUGAAGGAUCCUAAGCCACAGUUUGAGUAUCUGGCGGCGCAGAUGGCGAAGCUGGGUCUUGCGUACACGCAUUUGGUUGAGUCGAGAAUCGCGGGGAAUGCUGAGGUUGAGGCGACUGAUGAGUUGGAUUUCUUCUUGCGGGCUUAUGGAAAGGCUUCGCCUGUCAUUGUUGCUGGGGGAUAUGAGGCUGCUUCGGCAGUUCAGGCGGCUGAUGUCCAGUAUGCGGAUUAUGAUGCUAUUGUUGGUAUUGGACGGCCGUUUAUUUCGAACCCGGAUUUGCCGUUCCGUGUUCAGAAGGGCAUUCCGUUCGUGCCGUAUGAUAGGAACACUUUCUAUAUCCCCAAGGACCCUAAGGGAUACACUGACUAUGCGUUCAGUGAUGAGUUCCAGAAGUCUAUUGAGGCUGCGGCUUGA
Molecule: messenger RNA, 1107 nt
Organism: Penicillium egyptiacum
Lineage: Eukaryota; Fungi; Ascomycota; Eurotiomycetes; Eurotiales; Aspergillaceae
Source: the annotation of a GenBank genome assembly